This is a messenger RNA of Pteropus alecto (black flying fox), 2119 nucleotides long. It is a transcript of the gene HAPLN3, whose product is annotated as hyaluronan and proteoglycan link protein 3. The record is from RefSeq and is a predicted model, not a curated record. Lineage: Eukaryota; Metazoa; Chordata; Mammalia; Chiroptera; Pteropodidae. The transcript has 6 exons. Bases 342 to 1445 code for a protein of 367 amino acids. Gene Ontology annotation, biological process: cell adhesion. Gene Ontology annotation, molecular function: hyaluronic acid binding.
GGAGCGCGGGGGUUUGUCCGCAGCCGCUUCCUUUCUGGCCAUUCAAGGUCCCUAAAUCCGCCUGUUUCCUCAGACCCAGAUAGCCCGCGACCCCGAGCGCGCUCGAGCCGUCGAGUUGCCGCUGGGGGACGGUACGUGGCUCGAGGGUGGCCGGGCUCCCGGGGUCCCUGUGGACCAGCUACCUCCUCCCGGCUUCGGGUCUCCUGCGGGCCCCACUCCUCCCCAGGCAGGGAUCAGGGAAGCGGGCCGACGGGAGCUGGGCUGUGAACCCCGGCGCGGGGCGCUCCGAUCGCGGUGUGCCUGGGCUCCAGCCUUGCUCAGGACCCCCCAGCACUGCCACCAUGCAUGACGCCAUGUGCCUGCUGCUCCUGGGCCUGCUGCUGCCCCUGCCCUGUGUCUCUGGACUGCCUUUCUACAAUGGCUUCUACUACGCCAACCGCCCCCACGGCCAGAACCUGGGCAACGGCCAUGGCGAAGAUCUCUUCGACGGAGUGAAGCUGGUGGUAGAGACGCCCGAGGAGACCCUGUUCUCCCACCGAGGGGCCAAUGUGACCCUGCCCUGCCGGUACCACUACGAACCGGCCCUGGUCUCCCCGAGGCCCGUGCGCAUCAAAUGGUGGAAGCUGUCAGAGAAUGGGGCCCCGGAGUGGGACGUGCUGGUGGCCAUCGGGCCGAGGCACCGCGCCUUUGGAGACUACCAAGGCCGUGUGCGCCUGCGGCAGGACGGGGCAUGCGAAGCGUCGCUGCAGAUCUGGGACCUGCGGCUGGAGGACUAUGGGCGCUACCGCUGUGAGGUCAUUGACGGGCUGGAGGAUGAGAGCGGCCUGGUGGAGCUGGAGCUGCGGGGAAAGUGGGAACUGGUCACACAGAGACAGAACCGAGAGGGNNGCUACCAGCUUAACUUCCACGAGGCCCAGCAGGCCUGCCAGGAGCAGGACGCGGUGGUGGCCUCUUUCGAGCAGCUGUUCCGGGCCUGGGAGGAGGGCCUGGACUGGUGCAAUGCAGGCUGGCUGCAGGAUGCCUCGGUGCAGUACCCCAUCACGCUGGCCCGGCGGCCCUGUGGUGGCCUGGGCCUGGCCCCCGGCGUGCGCAGCUACGGCCCACGCCACCGCCACCUGCACCGCUAUGACGUGUUCUGCUUCGCCGCUGCCCUCAAGGGGCAAGUGUACUACCUGGAGCAUCCUGAGAAGCUGACACUGGCAGAGGCAAAGGAAGCCUGCCAGGAAGAUGGCGCCCAGAUCGCCAAGGUGGGCCAGCUCUUUGCUGCCUGGAAGUUCCGUGGCCUGGAUCGCUGUGAUGCUGGCUGGCUGGCAGAUGGCAGUGCCCGAUACCCUGUCGUUCACCCACAUCCCAAUUGCGGGCCCCUGGAGCCUGGUGUCCGAAGUUUUGGCUUCCCAGAUCCUGAGAGCCGCAAGUAUGGUGUCUACUGCUACCGUCCAUGCUAGAGCCCAGUGCCAGCUCCGUCCCCACCCAGCCCCUCCCCUCACGGGCUGUAUUUAUUGAGUGGGUCAUUUUCUCUUGUAGAUUGGGGCAAUUUUCGUAUUGUUUUAUACUUCUCAAAUUCUUUUUAAUUGCUAGUUUUGUAAUUCAAACAGAUCUCAAAUCCUCCCUUUGCUCAGGUGGAUACCCCAGGCCUCCCCAAACCAGGAAUCCUCCUGUUCCUCUCCUCUGGGACAGUUUGAAGUUCAUGGGCUCAUGUGGACUUCCCCCCAUCACCGAGUCCAGCCCCACUCCCGGUCCCAGGGGAGGCUGACCCCCAGAGGGAGCAGCAACACAGGGGUUAGGGCAUGAUGGCUGCAGCUCUCCCUCUGCCUCAGCCUGCGGGGGAGAGGACAUCCAGGAGACUCCGAGCUGGGCUUUGGGCUUUGCAGCCCCUGCCCCCUCUGACCUCUCUGUGAAGCUCAUGGUCCUUAUCGACAAGGCUGAGGAGCUGAGGCUGGAGGUGCAUCCCUGGGCUUUUGCAUGAGAUCCCAGGGGAGGGAGGAAGCCCCCUCUCUUCCCUUCACUCUCAGUUCAGAGUCUGUACUUUGUCCUCAUUUUCCCCGAUUUGGGGAGUAGCCCUCAGGAAUUUGUGCUUUCUUUGGAUAAUAAAUGGUGCUACGACGCCUCCUCCAUCGCA